UACUUUGUUUUCGUAGCCUUUUAUGGAUUUGUACUGAAUUGAAGUCGAGUUAAACUUUUGAUUUUCUGUUUUAAAAUUUUUAAUGUUGGCUGUUUGGAAUGCCUAGAUCUGUCAUUAAAAUGCUGAAAUAAUUGACAGUGUUAAGCUUGCUCAAACAUGUCAUUGAGUAAUCAUAUAAUUAUUCCACUUCAUUUAUAAUGUAAUUCCUAUAUUUGGGAAGGCUUCAGACAGGUACAUAGCAGUGGCCUUGUGUCCCAAGCUGCAGAGAUAUAACAAAACCAGAGAGGCCUCAUUACAUCAAGUAGUCAGUAACUUGAGGAUAAAACUUAGGUCUCAGGUCAAAUCAGUAUGGGAAGCUAGAUAUAAAAGCAAGCUUAAGACAGACAACCUUACAAACAACAAUUUUCAGACUGUUCUCUCACAGUUCAUGAAUGACCUGAGGAAACAAAAAUUGAUAGAGGGCAAAGAUUUAUAUAAGUAUAAAGAAUUUAUGUUGGAAAGUGUGGCUCAAGAGUUGAUGCAUUCAGUCCAAGGAAACAGUCAUGCAGGCGUGUCUCCUCGUAAGCGUCGCAGGAUAGAGGAGACUGAAGAUGAAGAAAAUUAUGAAAACACAAAUCAUUUCUCAAAGAUACAGCCCAAACCGUGCAUAUUAAAUCUGCCAGAUGUCCCAGAUUAUGAUCCUGUUCAUUUUGUCCGCUGUCAUGCCAAGGACAACAAUCCCUCAGACAACAGAACCAAAGUAUGGAAAUGUGCUUUUGAGCCAGAAUUAGACAACCCGGGAGAGACAACCAACAUUGUGGCUACUUGCGGGGGUGACAUACUCUGUCUUUUAGAUUGCUCAACUGGUAAACUAAUGAUGCGUUACAAGCUACCGAAAGAGCAUUUUUUCACUGUGGCUUGGACCACAGUGUGUAGUAGUACAAGCAGUGGGCGUGGCAGCAAGCGCACAAACAUUCUGGCCACUGGGGGAAAACUAGGCAUUGUUCAUCUUAUUCACCCAGCUCAACACCUGUGCUAUGCUGAACUAAAAGGACAUACAAAAUAUAUCAGUAGCCUGUUAGUUCAUCCAGAGGAACCAACAUGGUUAUUUAGCGGUGGUGCUGAUGCCAAAGUGAUAUUAUGGGACAUUGGUGUGCCCUCCUUUCCAGAUUAUAAAACUUCACACAAGCAGCUGCUUGUCCUACAGAGUCCUGGAGGAGAUGUCCUUAACACUGUAUUCCUCUCAAACUACCUCAUUGCUGGCUGUGAGAAGAACUGCUAUGGCUGGCACAUUGACAAAAGUAAUUUAGAUAAAAGGAUGAGCAGGCAACCCACUCUUGAAAUCAACAUUCCAAAGCCCCAGAAUGAUAUUGUUGAUGCACUAGUACAAGUAUCUAAUGAUAUCAUUGCAACUAAAUGUUCCCAACAAGGUUUCAUUCAAUUGUGGAGGUUCUCGGAUGUAUUGGCCCAUGCCCAAAACCGUAAAUGUGUCACUGCCAUGCCCAUUGCACGGCUGAAAUGGAAAAACGUUGACACACCAUACAUAAAUUUGGGGGCAGUGCUAAAUGCUGGCCUGGUGUACUGUGGUGAUGAUGAGGGGCAACUGUGGAUUUACAAUGUGAAGCCUGUCAUAACUAAAAAGAUAAAGAAAAGUACCUCUUACGAGUUGAUGUCACCAUCGAGGAUUCUUCCCUGGCCUGAGUGCUGUAUUCCAACUGAAAGGGAGCAGGAAAAACUGAUGGGAGAUGUGCUGGAUAAAGGAGAGCCCAUUGUGAUAAACAGUGCUACAGGGAGUUGGAAUCAUGAGUAUAUCGUGGCAGGAACAGAUAAUAACUUGGUGUGCAUCUGGAAGAAGAUCUGAAAUAGGAGAAUUAAUGACUCAUCUACAUGUGACAUCUGAGAUAAAGCUUUAAUCCAGUCAUUUGAAAAAGCUAACAUGAAAGGACACAAUGAGUGUUAGAUCUUUAUUUAGCCCCUUCUUUCCUUAGAAAGUUGUUGACAGGGGAUUUUUAUGGGUAUGCUAUGGUGAAAAAGAAUCUAUUAAUUUAUUUUUGUUUGGCUAUGUUAUGGUUAAAUGGUCAAUGUGUGCCUAUAAAAAGUGCAAAAUAUACUUUUACAUAGCUCACAAAGGAUAUAAUUACAGUAUGGGUCUAUGUUAUCUUGAAGAGUUUAUAAUAUUAGAAGGCAAGAAGAAGGCAUUGCACUCUUUAAUGCUUGUUAAAUGACAGGAAACCAUUACUCCUUACUGUUUCCAGGUCAUCACGCUGAGGAGGGUAGGAAACAAACAGCAUGAUGAAACUGUUUUUGUAAUUUUUAAUAACAAGACAACCAUGUUGGGCAGUAGUAAAAUGGAAGGUUUCAUUACUUCAAGUGAAGUAAAAGGCAGCAUCUGACUUAGUCAAGAGUAGAUUUGUUUCUUGAAAGGAGAGUAACAUUAUUUAAUGAGUUUUUUCUUAGAAAGAUUAAGAAUAGAGCAAGCUAUUUUUUUUAGGAUAUCAUUUUUAAAUUAGAUGUUGAAAUGACUGUACAUGUUGGAUAUUUUCAGUGAACAGAAGGCUUUUUUGUAUAUUAGACAGAGUGGCAUUCAGGCACUGGGUUCACAAAGGUAGAUCCAUGUAGACAACCAGUAAAUGUUUUUAAGCAAAUUACUACAGGAAGUAGCUUCUUUGAUGUCAGUGGUGAUUCUUUAGAUUUAGAACAUUAUUUUGUAUACAAUUUAUGAUUACAUUUUAUAAGCACAUUUUAGAGUACAAAGUAGACUAAAACUAUAAGGGUGGAUUAACUAAAGACCCUUUAAUUUUAGAAAAUGUUUUUGUACUUUGAUGUUUUAGCAAAAAGUAAAUUAUUGUUUUAAAGCUCUAUUAGUUUUAUUUACAAUAUUCUUUUGAGGAGAGAAGUAGGACUUUAUAGUAUCGUUUUCAGUUGGAAAUUGCAAGAUGAAGCAUACUUACUCCUGUAGUAUACCAUAUAUUAUGUGUCACAGUCUUAAUUGACAGCAAAGAUAACAAAAUUUCAAGACAUUGAAGGUAGUUUAAAAAUUGAUAUUUACUGUUACAGUAGGUGUCUGACAGUUUUCUUCGUAUUCCACAUUUUAGCUUUUGUUGAUUCCAUAUAUAUAUAGUCAUCAGUCUAAGUGUUUGUAACGUAAAGAAUCAAAUCAAAUUAAAUAUGGAAAGUUGA
Messenger RNA from Lingula anatina, 3159 nucleotides. RefSeq names its product leucine-rich repeat and WD repeat-containing protein 1. Gene Ontology annotation, molecular function: protein binding; chromatin binding. Gene Ontology annotation, cellular component: nuclear origin of replication recognition complex. Lineage: Eukaryota; Metazoa; Brachiopoda; Lingulata; Lingulida; Lingulidae. The record is from RefSeq and is a predicted model, not a curated record. Gene Ontology annotation, biological process: chromatin organization; establishment of protein localization to chromatin.